UUUGAAGUAUCUUGGCACCUCAUGGGAUGAGGGGUUUAAGGGAGGACAUUGGUCUGGGCGCGAUCAAGGGAACGCUGCUGGUACCAAUUUGGAGCAUGUGAGUAUUCUGCAUGAUAGCCGGCUGUUUGUAGGCGACAACGAAGGCUGGCGACAGAUCAAUGGACACUGACCUUGGCUGUCCAAUCUUUGAAAAAUUACCUGGACAGAUUGCAGGUGCCGUGCUUCUAUUGGGGCUGACAUCAUGGCAUGCCUCUGCAGAUUCAGAUUUUAACGCCAUCCGUCUCAGAACACCAACGACCUCACGCCCUAAAGUUACCAAUGUAUUUCCUCCUUACGAGAAGGUCGCCGCAUCAGAGUCGAUUUUGCAUAGGAGUUCAAGAAACGUUCCGGUCUAUGGCACAUUCGAAUCUUUGCAUGUGGCUCGGGAAGCAGAUGGAUUCUGCAGGCGCUGGGUCUUCACAAGUAUGCAGAUAUCCGGUGUAUACGCGCUUACUGUGUACGAUGGUAGAGACCCUGGCUGUCACGAGUAUUUUGUUACAGCCGACCUGUUUCGCUGGUUGAGAGCUGUGCACUAGUGGAAAGUGGAAUAUUUUUGCUGUGGUGGGAAAGCAAAGGUAAGACUGCGGCGCACGAAAAGAACGUUGACUCGUUUUGGACUCGAGAAUCACUCGUUUAAUAUGGUACAGGUUGGUUGUGACUGGCGGUGCAUGGAGCAGGAUACCCACUACGCGAGGGAAAAUUUUGGUGCAGUGUGAGUUUUGCGGCAAUGUGCAAGUAACGUGCAGUGUGUUGGUGUAAAU
This is a messenger RNA of Didymella exigua CBS 183.55, 800 nucleotides long. RefSeq lists its product as uncharacterized. The coding region runs from base 159 to 575 and encodes 138 amino acids. Lineage: Eukaryota; Fungi; Ascomycota; Dothideomycetes; Pleosporales; Didymellaceae. The record is from RefSeq and is a predicted model, not a curated record. The transcript has a single exon.